AGCACGGACUCACCUGGGCCUGGCAGAGCUCCAACCUCAGCUGGCCUCUGUCGAGUCACCUGUGCUCGCGUCCCGUAACUGUCACCCGUGUGACGUCAGUGUCGCAGUUAGCCGUUAGCUUGAGUUAGCUGCUGUGUGAUGUUGAGAAAACGGGGCUGACUUGGUGUUUGAGUCCUCGGGUUCGGCUCCAGGUGUGCCGACGCCAGCAGCUACCUGUACCACACGGCUCCUGCUGUCACACACCUGCAGGUGUCCCACAGGUAGCUGCUGACGUCAGUUUUUUUUUAAGUGUCGCAGGCGCAGCAUCUCUGACCUGCUGGACUUUAAAUCCUGCAAAGGAUUUAAGAGCAGAGUCGGUGGGUGCCGGUGAGGUCACGUGUUUAAGAGUGGCACUGUCUUUAUGAUGAUGAUGAUGAUGAUUCUGGGAUGAAGCCUCAGAUUCAGGUGUGACGUUAGAAACUCUCCCAUAGUGAGACCAGAGCAUCCAGCAGGACCACAGGGACCCGCAGCCCGCCCACCAGACUCUGUUCGGUUUUUGUAGGAUUUUGUGUUCGGCUCGUUUUCGCGGGUCUCUGCUGGAGCAGCAGCUGGGUGUUCAUUUCUCGGAGUUUCCUGCGAAGUUCGGCCUGAGCUGGACUCCAUUGUGAGCAUCGGGACUCGGGGCUGGUAGCUCAGUGUGCAUUUUCUGCAGUUUUUACAAGAAAUGAAGGCUUUCUGGAGCUUUUUAGGUUUAAGAGUGAAGUCUCACUGACCUUUGACCCCAUAUCAGCCUGUUUGUGUCAGCAUCAACCAGACUAGGGAGAAACUUUUUUUCUGAUUUUAAUUCUUUCUGUUGGUUCGUUCUUAUUAUUGUUAUUGUUGUUGUUGUUUGUGCUUUAUGAAGGUUUAGCAGUGACUCGUUUUUCUGCAACGUGUUCAAAGAACAUAAAAUCAUUUCAACGUCACCAUAAAAAUCCAUCUCGCAGGUUCAGGCGCUGCCUGCUGUUUUUCUCUUUUAGUAACUGCUCACCUGGAGCUGUGCCUGUCUUUGGGUGUGAUUUUUCUUACCUUUGAGACUCACCUGUGUUUAUGUCUAGAAAGUAGAACCAGUGAGAAUGUGGGUUGGGGGGACAAAAUUGCUACCUGGUCGCAUAUAAACAUGGACACCUGUUUGAGAUAAACACCAGGAUGACAUCGCCUCUCACAGGUGUGUCAGUCUGGUGAGAGAUAAAGCCUCACCUUUGAAACGGUGACGCAGGUGUUUGCACGAAAACAUCACUUCAAUCCGAACCAACGUAACUUUAGAAGAAAGUGAAAGGGGCUUAUUCCCACGCUGCCAAUAUCACUGCACUACCCUCACACUGCCCACCCCCCACCCUCUCCUCCUCUCAUCAGCUUAUACCCAACAGUGUGACCCCCCCUCCCACUUCCUGGUGGUUUCAUGACGACCUUUCCAGAGUACAUCGCUCAGAAUGAGGAGCGCGACGGCGUCCGUUUCAGCUGGAACGUGUGGCCGUCGAGCCGGCUGGAGGCGACCCGGAUGGUGGUGCCGGUGGCGGCUCUGUUCACUCCGCUGAAGGAGAGGACCGACCUGCCCCCAAUCCAGUACGAGCCGGUUCUCUGUAGUCGCGCCACCUGCCGCGCUGUACUCAACCCACUCUGCCAGGUGGACUACAGAGCCAAGCUGUGGGCCUGUAACUUCUGCUACCAGAGGAACCAGUUUCCUCCGUCCUACGCCGGGAUCUCUGAGGUGAACCAGCCUGCCGAGCUGCUGCCUCUGUUCUCCACCAUCGAGUAUGUGGUUCAGAGGGGCCCUCAGAUGCCGCUGGUGUUCCUGUAUGUGGUGGACACCUGCAUGGAGGACGAGGACCUGCAGGCGCUGAAGGAGUCUCUGCAGAUGUCGCUGUCUCUGCUCCCGCCCACCGCGCUCGUCGGACUCAUCACCUUCGGACGCAUGGUUCAGGUGCACGAGCUCGGCUGCGAGGGUAUCUCCAAGAGCUACGUCUUUAGGGGGACCAAGGAUCUGAACGCCAAACAGCUGCAGGAGAUGCUGGGUCUCACCAAACCUUCGGCCGCUCAGGGACGAGGGCCGCAGGCGGCGCCACAGCAGUCAUUCAACAGGUUUCUGCAGCCGGUGCAGAAGAUUGACAUGAACCUCACCGACCUGCUGGGGGAGCUGCAGCGCGACCCCUGGCCUGUGACGCAGGGCAAGAGACCGCUGCGCUCACUGGGCAUUGCCAUGUCCAUCGCCGUGGGGCUUCUGGAGUGCACCUUUCCCAAUACUGGCGCACGCAUCAUGACCUUCAUAGGCGGCCCGGCGACGCAGGGGCCCGGCAUGGUGGUGGGAGACGAGCUGAAGACGCCGAUCAGGUCCUGGCACGACAUCGAGAAGGACAACGCCAAGUUCAUGAAGAAGGCCACCAAACACUACGAGUCUCUGGCCAAUCGAGCGUCCAGCAACGGUCACAUCAUCGACAUCUACGCCUGUGCCCUAGAUCAGACCGGCCUGCUGGAGAUGAAGUGCUGCACCAACUACACCGGCGGUUACAUGGUGAUGGCCGACUCCUUCAACACGUCUCUGUUCAAGCAGACCUUCCAGAGGGUUUUCACCAAAGAUGUCCAGGGAUCCUUUAAGAUGGCCUUCGCCGCCACGCUGGAGAUUAAGACGUCCAGAGAGAUCAAAGUGUCCGGUGCCAUUGGCCCCUGCGUGUCUCUGAACGCUAAAGGACCCUGCGUCUCCGAGAACGAGAUCGGCACAGGAGGAACCUGUCAGUGGAAGGUCUGCGGACUGGAUCCGAGUACCACGCUGGCGCUUUACUUUGAGGUCGUCAACCAGCACAACGCACCGAUCCCUCAGGGCGGCCGCGGGGCGAUCCAGUUUGUCACGCAGUACCAGCACUCGUCAGGCCAGCGACGCAUCCGGGUCACCACCACCGCCAGGAACUGGGCUGAUGCUCAGACGCAGAUUCAAAGCAUCGCGGCGUCCUUUGACCAGGAGGCGGCGGCCAUCCUCAUGGCGAGGUUGGCAGUGUACCGGGCAGAGACGGAGGAGGGGCCGGACGUGCUCAGGUGGUUAGACAGACAGCUGAUCAGACUGUGUCAGAAGUUUGGCGAUUACCACAAAGACGACCCGAACUCCUUCCGGUUCUCCGAGACCUUCUCCCUGUAUCCCCAGUUCAUGUUCCACCUGCGGCGUUCGCCGUUCCUGCAGGUGUUCAACAACAGUCCUGACGAGAGCUCGUAUUACCGACACCACUUCAACCGGCAGGACCUGACGCAGGCGCUCAUCAUGAUCCAGCCGGUGCUCUACGCCUACUCCUUCAACGGCCCGCCUGAGCCCGUCCUGUUGGACAGCAGCAGCAUCCUGCCCGACCGAAUCCUUCUGAUGGACACGUUCUUCCAGAUCCUCAUCUACCACGGAGAGACUGUGGCUCAGUGGAGGAAGGCCGGCUAUCAGGACAUGCCCGAGUACGAGAACUUCAAACACCUGCUUCAGGCUCCGGUGGACGACGCCCAGGAGCUGUUGCACACGCGCUUCCCCAUGCCGAGAUACAUCGACACGGAGCACGGCGGCAGCCAGGCUCGCUUCCUGCUCUCCAAAGUGAACCCCUCCCAGACCCACAACAACAUGUACACCUGGGGGCAGGAGUCCGGUGCUCCAAUCCUGACAGACGACGUCAGCCUGCAGGUGUUCAUGGACCACCUGAAGAAGCUCGCUGUCUCCAGCGCCGCCUGAGUGUGCCAUCGGCUCACCUGUCCUCAUCUGUUUGCUUUUUAUUUGUUUUCUUGCUGCCUAUGUUUCCAUGGCAACAGUUCACAAGCACCAUCAACCAAUCAGCAGCAGGUUUAGAGUUGUAACCUCACAGUGUAGAGAUGCUAUUGUUAAUUGGCCUUUUUUUUAAAAAUUAAGUAGCAUUUGAUUGGUUGAUCCUCUCAGACAGCGACAGUGAUAGCUUUCAAAAUAAAAGCCACUGUGUAGUUUUAGUCUGUGAAGCUUUUAUUGUGAAACAACAGCAGGAAGUGGUGGCCGUCGGGAGUUUUUCCCCCCUAAAAGGUUUCAAAUUGAUUUUAAAAUUUUAACAUGUGAUUUUUUUUUAAAUUUAGGAACAGGAAACAGGAAGUGAGGUGUUUUGUUUUUUUUAGAAAGCAUGUGAUGUCACUGAGCGCGCGAAGCUGUCUGCUUGUGUUUGAACACUAACCGAGAACGAGCGCAGAGGUUCACCUUGCCACUGUUCUCGUCUUUCUAAUAAAAUCUGCAGAAUUUUA
Messenger RNA from Haplochromis burtoni (Burton's mouthbrooder), 4245 nucleotides. RefSeq names its product Sec23 homolog A, coat complex II component (gene sec23a). NCBI's taxonomy places the organism in Eukaryota, Metazoa, Chordata, Actinopteri, Cichliformes, Cichlidae. The transcript has 19 exons. Gene Ontology annotation, cellular component: COPII vesicle coat; endoplasmic reticulum exit site. Bases 1421 to 3715 code for a protein of 764 amino acids. Gene Ontology annotation, molecular function: GTPase activator activity; zinc ion binding. The record is from RefSeq and is a predicted model, not a curated record. Gene Ontology annotation, biological process: COPII-coated vesicle budding; COPII-coated vesicle cargo loading; endoplasmic reticulum to Golgi vesicle-mediated transport.